This is a messenger RNA of Komagataella phaffii GS115, 1863 nucleotides long. RefSeq names its product Protein with a role in cellular adhesion and filamentous growth. Gene Ontology annotation, biological process: protein localization to membrane; vacuolar transport. NCBI's taxonomy places the organism in Eukaryota, Fungi, Ascomycota, Pichiomycetes, Pichiales, Pichiaceae. The coding region runs from base 1 to 1863 and encodes 620 amino acids. The transcript has a single exon. The record is from RefSeq and is a predicted model, not a curated record. Gene Ontology annotation, cellular component: fungal-type vacuole membrane; endosome.
AUGCGAUUGUUAUUAUGCAUGUUGCUGCUUUCGAUAAAGAUGGUCGAAGGCUUCUAUCUACCAGGGGUUGCUCCCACCACUUAUAGCAGAAAUGAUUCUGUUCCACUACUGGUGAACCAUAUCACUCCCUCACUAAAAACUUCCUCCAAAAAAUACGUUUAUUCUUACGAUUAUUAUUUUCCUCGGUUUCACUUCUGCAAACCAGAUGGCGGGCCUCAUAAGCAAUCUGAAUCACUGGGAGCUAUAAUUUUUGGUGACCGUAUCUUCAACUCGCCCUUUGAGAUCAGUAUGUUGGAGAACAAAACUUGCGAGACUCUUUGCUCUCCCACGUAUUCAAAAACAGACGCCUUAUUUGUCAAUAAAAACAUUAGAGCUGGUUUCAAACACAACUGGUUAAUUGAUGGCUUGCCUGUUGCUCAAAAAAUGAAUGACACAAAGACCAACACAGAGUUUUAUGGAUCUGGAUUUGACCUCGGAAGCAUAGAUUCAGACAUGCGUCCAAACUUGUACAAUCAUUAUGAACUGCAUAUUGAAUACCAUCAGCGUGGAGAUAAUGAGUUCAGAAUAGUUGGUGUGACUGUAUUACCGUUUUCAUUAGAUUACGGGGAUAAUACUUCAACCUGCAAUGCCGACCUAAGCAAUUUUUCACCUGUUAGUUUGAACAUUCACCAUGAUACUAAAGUCACGUUCACGUAUUCUGUAUUUUUCAUCCCCUCAGAAACAGCAUGGGCUACUCGCUGGGAUAAGUAUCUUCACGUAUACGAUCCCAAAAUUCAGUGGUUUGCUUUGGUCAACUUUUCAGUGAUUGUUUUGCUACUAUCUAUUAUAAUGUCGCAUAUUCUUGUUAGAAGCUUACGAAAUGAUAUUCGCAAAUACAACGAAGUUGAUCUAGAUGAAGAUGUUAUGGAUGAAACCGGAUGGAAAUUGAUUCAUGGAGAUGUGUUCAGGGCACCUAAGAAAAAACUAAUCUUGUGCGUUUUAGUUGGUUCUGGAGUCCAGAUGCUGUUAAUGGCCUUCACCACUACAUUUUUUGCCUUGCUAGGACUACUAUCUCCUUCAAAUAGGGGCUCUUUAUCCACGGUAAUGAUCAUAUUUUAUGCCACAUUUGGAUCGGUGGGAUCAUUUGUAUCUGCCAAUCUUUAUAAGACCUUCCAAGGUGAAGACUGGAAGAAAAACAUGCUCCUCAAUCCAGUUCUUGUACCUGGCGCCAUAUUUCUGGUCUUUAUUGGUUUAAACUUUGUACUCAUUGCCGUGCACUCCUCGGGCGCCGUUCCCAUUGGAACACUAUUUGCUAUUGUAUUCAUUUGGUUCAUUUUUAGCGUGCCUUUGUCCGUGGCAGGUUCUUUUUUUGGUAGUAAGAAAACUAUUUUCAUUAAUCCAACAAAAGUGAAUCAAAUUCCAAGACAAAUACCUCCGCAACCAUGGUAUUUGAGGACUUACAUGCUUGCACUGCUUGCUGGUGUGUUUCCAUUUGGUGCCAUCUCUAUUGAGAUGUAUUUCAUUUAUUCUUCCUUGUGGUUCAACAGAAUAUAUUACAUGUUUGGAUUCCUAUUCUUCUGCUUUAUACUGAUGCUAGCAACGACUAUCCUAGUGACAGUCUUGCUAAUGUACUACACUUUAUGCAAUGAGAACUACCACUGGCAGUGGAAAUCUUUCUUUGUUGGUGCAGGAAUCUCUGUAUAUGUCUUCGUACAUGCUCUACUUCUAUCUAAGUUUAGAUUAAGUGGGCUGGCGUCUACUUUGUUGUAUGUUGGCUACUCGUUAUUGAUGAGUGCGGCUAUGGGGUUGAUUUGCGGGAGUGUUGCAUUUCUUGCAGUGAUGCUAUUUAUUUUCAAAAUUUAUUCUCAGAUCAAAAUUGACUGA